AUGGCGGUCCCCCCACAACAGAGAGGUAGAAAAAUGAUUACGCGAUCGUCGUAUAUUGAGGACGGCUCCUGUCCUGAUCGUAAUCCAAAUCCUCGUAGAAAUACGUAUCCAAUGAGCUAUGAACAGAUAGAAGUAUCCAAAAAGACUCCGAGCACCUACAACAGCUCGAAAUCUCAGUUUCACGUAUCUAAAAAUAGCCGGGACAAUAAGAGUAGCGAUCCUACAACCACAACACGGCGAAGGAUUCCCAUUGCGUGUGGUCGAUGUCGGAAGCGCAAAAUCCGAUGCAGUGGUGACCCUGGCAAUGGAGGACCAUGCGCAAACUGCAAGAUAUCGGGAAACGAGAUUUGUCAAUUUCUCAGGGUUUCAUCACAGUUGACAACGAUGAAGAGCGAUGUUGCUCCCAUACCCAUAGACUAUGAACCGACCGUCAAUAAUCGCUUGUCAUGUCGGAAUUCCAAUUCAUAUUGUCCGCCGCAGAUGUGUAGUGUACAGGGACCUCUAUCCUUUGAUCCAUACUCCUAUCGCAGCCAGUCGAUACAGCCCUCGCUCCAACCUUUAAUGCAAUCUCCGAUGCCAUCGCCAAUACAAUCUUCAAUUAGUAAUUCGGCACCAACUUCACUUCCAUCAACACUCCCGUACCAUGUAAAGACUAAUUCCAUGUACGAAAUGAAUACACCUUACGACUUUCCCGUCCAGAACCUUGAGUACGGCAUGCAGACGUCGCCCACGUGUGCACUAUCGCUUGAACAAUAUUCAUCCGACUAUUCAAGUCCAAAUCUACGUGGCUGGAAUUCAACGUCAAAUGUAGCUCCUGCGCUCCAGUACUCUCGGAUGCCAACAUUCCUCGGUGUUUCUGGUGCAGGUCCUGACAAUCCUGCGGUAGCUGCUGAAUACCAGAACCACAGUUAUACCAUUGACAAUAAAGCUCGACCGAUGAGUGGAAUAUGUCCAUUUCCGGCUUCUAAUAUGAGAAUGGCUGGUGAUAAUAUUCGACAACUCCCGGACCCAUCGGCAAAUAGGCCAGCCAUUAUGCCCCAAUUUGUUCGCUCGUCUGAUAACUAUACAUCGCAAGUUUUUGGCAAUUACCAGCAUGAUCCUGACUAUGCAUAUCUCCCAACCCUCCGAACGCACAAUAUAGAGGGUAUUCAAGAAGAAAACAGCUUGUCGCAUCCAUACCUUACGCACGCGAAUAGUAACCAAGUCACCCUUUCGUCGUCACAUUUAGCUUACGGCUCGCAACACCUCACUUUGAACCAACCACAAGAAGCUUAUGGCACGUCUAUUCACGAAGCUCUAUAUCCUGAGAAAUACUCUUCUCCUACCAUGGACAUGUCCGAUAUGAAUCAGGUCUCGACGACGGGAUACCCUACUCCCAUCAGUAUUCAAAUCCCCUUUUCCCCUAUCGAUCUUCAACGAUGCACGCCCAAUUCAGAUUCUGCGCCAUAA
Blumeria graminis f. sp. triticale is the source of this 1449-nucleotide messenger RNA. The record is from the annotation of a GenBank genome assembly. Lineage: Eukaryota; Fungi; Ascomycota; Leotiomycetes; Helotiales; Erysiphaceae.